CAGUAUGCGCUCUGGAUGACACGCACCUGAACAGAAAGCCCGAAAUUAAGCGUCGGGUUUCUUCCUCUAUCAUUCGACCUUGGAAUUCUGCGAGUUUAAAAGUGCCUUGAAGAGACUGAAAAAUGCGCAAAGUAAAGUAGACAUGAAAAACUGAAAUAACUGAAAUAAAAAAAAAUCACCAAGAGGAUUAAAUAGCUUAUUGAAGCAGUACUCGACUCAUCUGGUGUACCAUGUCUUUAGAGGGAAUGUUUACCUCCGUCGCUGAGGAAAAGUCCGCGUCCAAUGACUCAUGGGAGCGCCGGAGCUCUCCGGACGCGCGCGAAGCAUCGAUGUGGCGCGUGGGAGUCGCGAUCGCCACCGCGUACACGCUGAUCAUCGUAGUGGGUCUUGUAGGUAACGUGACGCUCAUUCGCACCUUCUGCGCCGUCAAGUCCAUGCGCAACGUCCCUAACUUGUUCCUGUGCAGCCUUGCGUUUGGAGAUGUGCUGCUGCUUGUUACGUGCGCUCCAGUGGACGCCAGCCGGUACCUAGCCGAAGAAUGGCUCUUCGGAAGAACAGGAUGCAAACUCAUCCCGUUUAUCCAACUCACUUCAGUUGGAGUGUCGGUAUUCACCCUCACUGCUCUGGCAGCCGACAGAUAUAAAGCCAUUGUGAAACCCAUGGAUAUCCCAACCUCUCAUGCUACGGCUAAGAUCUGUUUAAAAGCUUCUGCUAUUUGGCUCUUGUCCAUGGUCCUGGCCAUCCCCGAAGCCAUUUUCUCUGACCUGCAUACCUUUCACAUCACACAGACCAAUGAAACCUUUCAAACAUGUGCCCCGUAUCCUCACACAGGAGACCUGCACCCUAAAAUCCACUCCAUGGCCUCUUUUCUUAUAUUCUACGUCAUCCCUCUUUUCAUCAUUUCUGUGUACUACUUCUUCAUCGCCAGGAGCCUGAUUAGGAGCACAAUUAAUCUGCCAGUCGAGGAGAAGAUGCCUAUUAGGAGACAGAUGGAGUCAAGGAAGCGUCUGGCUAAGAUGGUGUUGGUGUUUGUGGGUCUCUUUGCUAUCUGCUGGCUCCCCAGCCACGUCAUCUACCUGUAUCGCUCGUACCACUACUCUGAGGUGGACACAUCCACUCUGCACUUUAUCACCAGCGUGGCUGCCCGCAUCCUGGCCUUCACCAACUCGUGUGUCAACCCUUUCGCUCUCUACCUGCUGAGCAAAAGUUUCCAGAAGCAGUUCAACAAACACAUCUGCUGCUGCUGCCCUCCUCUGCCGCUGCACAUGAAAAAUAUGACGCGUGGCAACACACGCAUGAGUUCACUGAAAAGCACGCAGAAUCACACUGUCGCCAGCUUCAGCCUCAUUAAUGGCAAUCACGGCUGUCAUGAGGGCUCAGUGUGAGUGUGCUGAGGUCUUUAGCACUUUAUUCAUUUUUUAGUUGCUCAUGAUUGGUCAGUCUUCUCAUUAUUGCUACUCUACUGUACUCUUCAACUCUACUGUACUCUUGAAUAGUCGUUACACUUUACGUUCUACACUCAUCCAAAAUAUAGUGAGCAGACGCAGUGGUCUGAGAGCUGGAAAGCUCUUCAGCCAACAUUUUAUCACACUGUGUUCGAACGAAUCAAUUUUCCUGAAAAGUCGCUGUUGUUUUAGGAAGAACUUCACAUCUGCUUCAGUUUGAACACUAGUACAUCCAGACACUUGAACGCUUUCCAUUUGUGGCCCUGUAGAAAACCGCUAACUAUUGGUGAAAGUGUUUACGUUUCAAAUGUAUUUUUAUUUGCAUUCUUUUGGAUUUCGACGCUGACUUGUAUUGGUGUCUUGGUGUCUUAAUACAUUAUGUUAAUGAACCCAGCUUACAUAAGCCUGUUAUUUUGGUUGUCUGUGUUAUUUAAAUGCUGUAAAUUAUUCGGUGCAGUAAAACUGUGUUCAAGUGUGCUACUACAGAACGAACAAACAGGAAGUGAUUUUUUUUCAGAGGCGUAUCCAUUUGUACAGACGUCAAAUUCACGUUUAGGUGACAAGCAGCGCUCACAGGAUAAUCUGAUCAAGGUGUAGCUACCUGUUGCUGUCAAUUUCAGAGGUAAUCGGUCACAGUGUUGGUGCCUGAGCUGGAUCUGCUGCAGCUGCUGUGUCCUAGCAGCAGAGUUUCAUCUGUUAAUGUGUUUGAGUAGCUUUUCUGUGGGUGUAAACAGAGCUGUUCUGCUUAUUAUGUGGCUUAAGGGUUACAAACAAAAACUUCUUCAAUGCACUGACUUUUGUAUCAGUGAAAUACAGUAAAUAUCUGGUUUAAAUGUGAAUA
Messenger RNA from Hemibagrus wyckioides, 2286 nucleotides. It is a transcript of the gene grpr, whose product is annotated as gastrin-releasing peptide receptor. The record is from RefSeq and is a predicted model, not a curated record. NCBI's taxonomy places the organism in Eukaryota, Metazoa, Chordata, Actinopteri, Siluriformes, Bagridae. Gene Ontology annotation, cellular component: membrane. Gene Ontology annotation, molecular function: G protein-coupled peptide receptor activity. Gene Ontology annotation, biological process: G protein-coupled receptor signaling pathway. Bases 231 to 1385 code for a protein of 384 amino acids. The transcript has 3 exons.